AUGGCCGAAGUACUGACUGGUAUUGCCGUCGCAACCGAAUCCCUCACUCUUUGCAUCAAGGCCGUCGUUAUCCUCAAAAGAUUCUAUGUGACGGUCAAAGAAGCAAGGGAGGAUCUCAAUAAGAUCCUCAACCUGGUCGGACGCACAAGAAACCGUAUCGAACUGAUGAAGAUCACACUCAUCGAACUUCGGAAAACAACUGACCCCGGUAUUACUGCAGGCUUCAUCGCCGCAUGUGAUGGACUCAACAGAACUCUGAAAGAGCUAGUCCAAGAGGCAUCGACUAUUGCCAACGGUCGAUCUCAAUUUGGUAUUGCCAGACGUCUGAAAUGGUCGAUGAGCCACUCCAAGGUUGAGGAACUUGUUCGAAAGCUGGCAGAACAGGAGAAGGAGGUGACAAAUUCGUAUAUGAUGCUCAACUCGCUCACAAGGUCAUCUGACGAGCGGUCCGAGAUCACAAUCGCCUUUUGCCAAGAAUUAGAGGAGCGCCUUUCCGACGUGUCUACGUUGCGAAGUAGCUCCGAAGAGCCCUCGAGUAGGCCUCGUACUUGGCUUGGGCAUACCAUUACCGAUUACCACUCUCCGGAGUAUCUGCAGCUGCGAGACGAGCUAUCCGAAGCCGUAUACUGGGGUGACUGGGAUGUCGUUUUCAACAAGCUUGAGGAGGGGUUCCGGACAUUUGGUGAACUGUGGGGGAAUGCACCACGAGUGAAAGAUCGAGCGCAGUAUCACCACCUCUCAAUGUGGACUCCUCUUCAUCAAGCGGUAUAUCAUCAUGCGCCAGUCCAUGUCGUUGAACGAUUGCUGGAAUAUGGAGCUUUCAAAACGCUCCGAACAAGAAAAUCCGAAUUCGGGCAUCCCAACUUGACCCCCCUCGAACUUGCUCACGAGAUGGAAGUCUUCCAUCUUUAUGACAUUCUCCGACCAGUGAUAAAACGUCCUUUGCCACCGCACACCCUGCAGAGAAUCGAGUAUAAUUUUCACCGCCUGAUCCGCAGUGAGAUAGGGCAGUGUGUUGAUACAGCAAAGCUCUAUCUCCCUGCUCUUGAGGUUCUCACGGAGCUCUAUGGGGAAGCUGUGUGGUUCCCGAUUAAGUUUGGACAUCCCGGUGCUGGAUACCUUUUCCAGCUGUUGGGCAGGGAGCUUCAGGUCAAAUCUGUGAACAUCCAGGACAAAUCUUCGGAGACCCUCUAUCGCGUUAUGGAAGACGACAUUUAUGAGACUGACCAAAUCUUCAACUUUGCCGGAGAUCUCAAACAGAAGAGAGACAUUGAUGAAGAGGAUACCGCACAAUCCUUGCCGUUCAAGCUGGAACUUUGA
Molecule: messenger RNA, 1320 nt
Organism: Neurospora hispaniola
Lineage: Eukaryota; Fungi; Ascomycota; Sordariomycetes; Sordariales; Sordariaceae
Exons: 5
Coding region: 1-1320 (439 amino acids)
Source: RefSeq, a predicted model, not a curated record